AUGACAUCCUCUGUUGGGUAUCCAUCUGGUUCUUCACACUCAACAGGUCUAAUCGAUGUUGAUUCACUGUUUUGUGGAAAGUUAUUCAAAGACAAAACAGAAAUGAGAAGUCAGAUGCGGAUGUAUGCAGUCAAGCAUAGUUUUGAGUUUCAUACUUUUAAGUCAGAAAACAAGAGGUAUGUUCUUAAAUGUAUUGAUGAAAAAUGUAGUUGGAGGCUACGUGCAACUAAGGCUAAAGCAUCAGAUAGCUUUGUUGUUCGAAAGUAUAUUAGUCAGCACAGCUGUGACUCUGCUUUAAGGAAUGUUAAUCAUCGCCAAGCAUCUGCAAGGACUUUGGCUGGUUUGGUUAGUAACCAUUUUGCAGGAGGAAAGCUUCCUCUCAGACCCAAACAGCUCAUGGAAAUUUUUAGGAAUGACCAUGGAGUUGGUGUCUCGUACUCAAAAGCAUGGAGAGCUCAAGAACAUGCAUCAGAACUUGCUAGGGGUAUACCUGCUGAUAGUUAUGAGGUUUUACCGAGUUGGUUUCACAUGAUAGAAAAGAAGAAUCCAGGUACUAUCACUUACAUCAAAGCUGAUUCUGAUAAUAAGUUUAGAUAUGGUUUUCUGGCUUUUGGUGCAUCAAUUAGAGGUUUUAAGUUGAUGAGAAAAGUUAUUUCUAUUGAUGGCGCCCAUUUGAAAUCAAAAUAUAAAGGGACUUUGCUUGCUGCAUCAGCUCAGGAUGGUAAUUUUCAGUUGUAUCCUGUUGCUUUUGCCGUUGUUGAUUAUGAGAACGGUGCAUCAUGGGAUUGGUUUUUGCAGUGUUUGAAGAUUAUUAUUCCUGAUGAAAAGGAUCUAAUUUUCGUGUCUGAUCGGGCUUCUUCAAUUGCAACUACGCUUUCAGUAAAUUAUGUACAUGCUCAUCAUGGGAUCUGCACUUUCCACUUGCAAAAGAACCUGGAAACACGAUUUAGAGCUUAUGCUUCUCUUCUUCCAGUAGUUCAUGAUGCUUCAAGAGCUUACACUCAAUAUGAUUUUGAUUAUUUGUUCAGUCAAAUUACCAGUGGUGAUCCGGAUCUUGGAGAAUAUCUUUGGCAAGCUGAUAUUAGGAAAUUGUCACGUGCAUAUUCUCUUUCUAACCGGUACAACAUCAUGACAUCUAAUUGUGCCGAGUCCAUUAAAUCCAGGUUAAAAGAGACUCGCGAGUAUCCAAUUGUCUGCCUGUUUGAGACAAUCAGGUCUAUUUUGACUAGGUGGUUUAAUGAACGUCAUGAGGAGAGCUGUCGACAUCCAUAUGUUGUUACUCCAAAUGUUAAGAAUAAGAUGAAUGAAUUUUAUAAUAAUACUACCCGCUGGCUUGAAGUUAGUCAAGUAAAUGAAAAUGUCUUCGAGGUUAAAGCAGGUUUAAAGACAAAUGUGGUGAAUUUGGACACAAGGAAAUGCACAUGCUGUAUGUUUGAUAUUGACAAAUUCCCUUGUUCACAUGGAAUUGCUGCUGCCAAACAUGUCAAUCUCAAUGAAAACAUGUUUGUUGAUGAUUAUCAUUUCACUGAAAGAUGGUGUUUAGGAUAUUCAAAGAGCAUUCACCCAGUAGGUGAUAUGGAGUAUUGGGAGAUUCCAGAGAGUGUUAGUACUUCUAUUCGGCCACCUUGUACUCGUGUACCUAGUGGCAGGCGAAAGAAAAAGUCUGUGGUGUUGUAA
Messenger RNA from Camelina sativa (false flax), 1677 nucleotides. The record is from RefSeq and is a predicted model, not a curated record. NCBI's taxonomy places the organism in Eukaryota, Viridiplantae, Streptophyta, Magnoliopsida, Brassicales, Brassicaceae.